Messenger RNA from Laccaria bicolor S238N-H82, 1332 nucleotides. RefSeq lists its product as uncharacterized. Bases 1 to 1332 code for a protein of 443 amino acids. The record is from RefSeq and is a predicted model, not a curated record. The transcript is spliced from 8 exons. NCBI's taxonomy places the organism in Eukaryota, Fungi, Basidiomycota, Agaricomycetes, Agaricales, Hydnangiaceae.
AUGUCCAACAAAGAGAAUGCCGCACCUGUCGGCCCUCCUAUCUCUCCCUUUGCUACCUCACCCCGUCGCCCGUCGGAAUUUUGGUUGAAGAACCCAGCUUGGAUCGAUGGUGCCAUCGACCCUCCUCACUUUUAUGGAAGCCACGAGGAAAUCGAAGCCGCUCUACAUGCAGCAGGUGUUUCUUCGAACGCAUAUGUGGAUCAACAAGCUGCGCUUUCAACACCCACCCCGAACCAUUACGCAAACAUCAAGUCACACGCCCAAGCUCUCGGGGAAGGAAGAGACAUUGUCAACCCCACAAGCAGCACUAGCCCCGGCCAUCUCAUAUCAGUUGGAAUGGUCUACUCCCUCGCGGCGGCACCUGGUCCUGGUGGGCGUGCCUCAAAGGGACUUGUGAAACAGAAGCCGACAAUGAAGAUGACCAAGCUUGUCCUCGAUAAAAUCACUUGUGCAGACUUCAUCAAAGCCUUCCUUGCUACUCACAAUAUGUCUGACAAGUACAGCCCCGGGGUCCACUCUGGACCUGACUUCAAAUUGUGGUGGUCAGGCUCGCUUGGUGCCAAAUCUGGGGCAGCAACUAUCCAGACGGACAAGGACUUCUAUGUUGCACUAGAACAUCUCCUCUCCAAACCUAAGGGCAAAUGCACGGUAUCAGUUGAGUUUGACCUCGAUAACAUGAUGGGGUUCCGCAUCCAGCAACCACUCCCCUUGGCUGCAGUGAACCCUAACACCAAGACUGCGGAUGGGGAGCUUGUAUAUGGAACCAAGGUUCCUCAACUUGGUGGUUUUAGCGAGGUGACGCAGCUGCAUGGAUCCAUCAUCAUGGAGUUGAAGGCAACAUGGCCUUGUUCAACGCACCUCAACGAACAUGGUGGCGCUGGCUUCUGUUAUGUCUCAAACACAUCCGAGCAUGUCCUACUGAAUGCCAGGAGGUUGAAGGCAUGGGCAGCCACUAUCGUAUUCGUGAUGGACGUCUACCUGGACCUAGGCCUCGAGGCCAUGCAGGGCCAGGGCUAUCUGCCGCCACUCCUAGUAAUCAGCAACUUGGCACCCAUGUCCCUUCCCCUUUCUCCCAUCCCCACGGCCAACUCUGAGCUUCGAUCUUGCCUCAGUGACUUUGCUGAGGCCAAAGGCAUUGAUCUGACUGCAUGUGAAGAAGCUCUGACCGCCCUUGAUCUAACCCCAGAUAUCAUCCCUGACGUACCUGUCCAACGUCUAUGUGAUAUUACUCAUGCGACGGAAGGCCAGAUCCUCAAACUCCAUGUCUUUUGCCGUGGGUGGAAUGCUCGUCUUGAGGAGAAGAAGGAAAAGCGGCGCCGCAUUGAUCUUUGA